Messenger RNA from Spea bombifrons (plains spadefoot toad), 2390 nucleotides. RefSeq names its product antizyme inhibitor 1 (gene AZIN1). Gene Ontology annotation, molecular function: ornithine decarboxylase activity; ornithine decarboxylase activator activity. Gene Ontology annotation, cellular component: cytoplasm. The coding region runs from base 507 to 1844 and encodes 445 amino acids. Gene Ontology annotation, biological process: negative regulation of protein catabolic process; positive regulation of polyamine transmembrane transport. NCBI's taxonomy places the organism in Eukaryota, Metazoa, Chordata, Amphibia, Anura, Pelobatidae. The record is from RefSeq and is a predicted model, not a curated record. The transcript is spliced from 12 exons.
GGCCCAGGCUGGCUUAUUCCUGUCUGACUUCACCUCCAUUUACACGCAGGCACAACGCGCACGAUAUCCGCCGGCGGCUCGCUUUCCUCCCUUCACACCGAACGCAGAUAACACACUAGCAAGCCAGAAACGACAGCGAGAAUUUCUGCCCGUGCCACUCCGGAGCUUAUGGCAAAAAAAGCCUCUUUAAUUUCUGCUUUGGGUUUCCACGUCACUCUUUAAAAAUUCCGCCAAAAAAGAGAAGACGAUUCCCCAAAUCCUUUGGGCCGUUACCUCACGGCGGAUUUUCUGUCAAGGCGUACAACUACCCGACUGGGCUAGGGAAAGCGCUCUAUAGAGAACUCUUUGACUUCAACGCCGAGCCGCCUUGGCAGCCUAGCUGAUGAUAGGAGGUUCCAUCUCCUAACUUGUCCAUUUUGUUGCAUAUUUAGGACCCAAAAGACUUGUUGACCCCUUAUUUGGCACUUACUGGUUUAUGAUUGUCGGCUUUGCGGAAUACGGCUGAGAUGAAAGGAUUUAUUGAAGAUGCGAAUUACUCCAUUGGGCUGCUGGAUGAAUCUGCAUCCCCUAGAGAUGUCAUGGACAGUUACAUCUACGAGCAUACGGUGACGGGUAAAAAUGCCUUCUUUGUUGCUGACCUUGGAAAGAUUGUGAAGAAACACAUUGAAUGGCAAAACACCAUGGGGCGCGUAAAGCCGUUUUACACCGUGCGGUGCAACUCCUCGCCGGCUGUACUCGAGAUCCUCUCGGCGCUUGGUGUGGGAUUUGCUUGUGCCAAUAAAAAUGAAAUGACGUUGGUGUAUGAUUUGGGCGUCUCUAUGGAUCAUGUGGUGUAUACUAAUCCUUGCAAGCAGGCUUCUCAGAUCAAGCAUGCAGCCAAACUCGGAGUAACUAUGAUGACUUGUGAUAAUGAAACAGAAUUAAAGAAAAUUGCACGUAACCACCCUAAUGCCAAGCUCUUGCUUCAUAUUGCCACAGAAGGUAUGAGCGGACAUGAAGAGAUGAACAUGAUGUUUGGCUCCUCGCUGAAGAGCUGCAGGCACCUCCUGGAGUGUGCUAAGGAGCUCAAUGUUCAAGUCAUUGGAGUGAAAUUUCAUGUUUCAAGCUCUUCCGAUGACCCACAAGCAUAUAUUCAUGCUUUGUCUGAUGCCAGAUGUGUAUAUGAUAUGGCGGAAGAGCUUGGCUUUAGGCUGAAUGUUUUGGACAUUGGUGGAGGAUUUUCAGGCAGUGAAUUCCAGCUGGAGGAGGUUAAUCACGCUGUCAGUCCACUGCUGGAUGCGUACUUUCCCGAAGAUUCUGGAAUUAGCGUUAUUGCUGAGCCUGGGAGCUAUUACGUUUCAUCUGCAUUUACCCUAGCAGUUAACAUCAUUACAAAGAAAGUUGUUGAAUAUGAUCACAAUCUUCCUUCUGGAGGCAAGCAAACAAGUAACUGCCCAGCUUUUAUUUAUUGCAUGAAUGAUGGGGUGUAUGGGUCUUUUGUGAGCAAACUGUCAGACAGCUUACAUACUGCUCCUAAAGUCCACAAGAAAUGCGGGGACGAUGUACCACUUUUUGCUAGCAGCCUCUUGGGGCCCUCUUAUGAUGAGCUUGAUGUAAUUGUGGACCAUUGCCUGCUACCGGAGCUGAAUGUUGGCGACUGGAUAGUGUUUGAGAACAUGGGGUCUGGUACUUUGAAUGAACAAUCUGCGUUUACAGAUUUUGGAAGGCCCUCCCUGUACAACAUCAUGUCCCUCAAUGACUGGUAUGAAAUUCAGGACUUGGGGGUUAUAUCGGAAGCACUGUUGAAGAGCCUCUGUGUGCCUUGUUUUAGGUUUGGUGAAGACCACCUCUCCACAGCAGCUUAACUUGUAUCUCAUUGCUCAUUUUAGACCUGCAGGUACAAGUCUUUAGCUUGCCUGGUCAACAUUCCGGGGCGGAAGGAACGUGGAUCUUGAGUGAACCUCAAUUCAAAACUUGAAAUUCAGUGAAGGCAAAUUGGGACCAGGCAAAAAAAAGCAGCUAAAAAAUAAUUCACUGGGGCGAGCAUUAGACGUUAAUGUCCACAUUUAAACAUGCCAGCUUUCCCAUCCUCUGUGCGGUUUAAAUAAAAUAUGCAACAAAAUGGAUGACUUAGUUGAGAUGGAAACCAUGACCUGGGUUCCUUGUAACAGUUUACAAUAAGUACAGUUUUUAUACUAAGGAUUCCUGUUAGAAAGUCUUGUAAAUUUAUUGUCUCUCCUCCAGUAUAAUGUCUGUGAAAAUACCUUUGUGAUUUAGAAUGUUUAGUGUCCCUAGAUUGUGUAAAUUUGUGCUUUAACCUGUAGUUUAAUAAAUGUAAAUUGCAUCGUAUUGGUUUUUAUUUGUUUUUUGAACUGGCGUAAUGUUGGAUUGCAAUAAAAUUUUGUGCAGAA